AUGGGGCGCGACCGAGCCCUCUACCCCGAGGUCAUCGGCGACGUCCGCGGCCGCGGACUCUUCAUUGGUAUCGACAUCGUCACUGAUGCGGCCAGCAAGGCUUACGCCCCAGCGAUGGCCAGGUGGCUCAAGGAGAGCGCCAAGGAGCGCUUCAAAGUGCUUCUCAGCACUGACGGCCCCUUCGACCAGGUUAUCAAGAUCAAGCCGCCCAUGGUAUUCAGUGAGCCCAACGCCGACGCCCUCGCCGCCGCCCUGGGCGCCCUGCUGUCAGAGCACGCGGCCAGCCCAGAGCUCUGCGCGCUCGUCGCCGCAGAGGAGGCGCGCCUGUACGCGGAGCGCACGGCGCCGCUGCUGGCGCUCUACGAGGAGAACGCGGCUCGCAUCCUCGCCCUCGGCGGCGGCGCCGCGGCCACGGGCGCCGGCGGCGCCGACGGCUGCGAGAGCCCGGUGUCGACGGCGGGCGCGACGGCCGGCAGUGCCGGCGCAGUCUCCUCUGCAGCCGCUGCGCAGCUGGUCGGGAAGCGCAAGUCCCUGCUGCGGCGGGUGCUGAGCUGGGCGAGCGCUCGGAGCAGCGAGAGCAGCGCCAGCGAUUGGGAGCCCGAGGGCAGUGCGGCGGCGCCGGCGUCGGCGGCGGCUGCCGGCAAGGGCCCCGCCGCCACGGUGGCGGUGCGCGCGUGA
Molecule: messenger RNA, 678 nt
Organism: Monoraphidium neglectum
Lineage: Eukaryota; Viridiplantae; Chlorophyta; Chlorophyceae; Sphaeropleales; Selenastraceae
Product: Alanine--glyoxylate aminotransferase 2-like protein
Exons: 4
Coding region: 1-678 (225 amino acids)
Cellular component (GO): mitochondrion
Source: RefSeq, a predicted model, not a curated record